Morone saxatilis (striped sea-bass) is the source of this 1473-nucleotide messenger RNA. RefSeq names its product shisa family member 8b (gene shisa8b). The record is from RefSeq and is a predicted model, not a curated record. Gene Ontology annotation, biological process: regulation of short-term neuronal synaptic plasticity; regulation of AMPA receptor activity. Bases 1 to 1473 code for a protein of 490 amino acids. Gene Ontology annotation, cellular component: postsynaptic membrane; dendritic spine membrane; postsynaptic density. The transcript has 4 exons. NCBI's taxonomy places the organism in Eukaryota, Metazoa, Chordata, Actinopteri, Moronidae.
AUGGCAGCUACCAACCAUUCUUCCUGCCACCUUUUCCUCUUCUUCCUCCUCCCUUUCCUUGUAACUCAUCCUGCCCUUACCCAGGACGCAUCUGUCACCACGGUGACAGUAACUGAAGGUGACCAGUUUGUCGUCCCCACCACACUGGCCAACCAGACGACUCCCAGCUAUGUGGAGACCACUCAAAACACUCCUGCAGAGACAGGUCUGUCUACUCCCACCAGCGGCGGAGAUGCAGAUGACGAGGACGUCCCCCCAGCUGGUGGCACACGUUGCCAGGGUUACUACGAUGUGAUGGGCCAAUGGGACCCACCGUUCAACUGCAACGCCGGUGUCUUUCUGUACUGCUGUGGUACCUGCUUCUAUCGCUUCUGCUGCCAGUUCCGUCAGCAGCGGCUGGACCAGAGAAUCUGCUCCAACUACGACACGCCAAUCUGGGCCAACACCGGCAAGCCUGUGGCCACCAUCACCGAGGGCCAGGAGGACCAGGAACGGGACCGCACACACCUCAUUGUCUACAUCAUCUGUGGAGUGGUGGCCAUCAUGGUGCUGGUGGGCAUCUUCACCAAACUGGGCCUGGAGAAGAGUCGUGGAGGAAGUGGAGGAGGAGGAGGAGGAGGAGGAGGAGGAGGGUUGUUCUCCAGGACACUGACAGACCUGCUGAAGCAGCAGGGAGGUGAGGCGAGCACGGUGGAAAACGCCACGGCCAGUUCGCCCAGCGGAGGGAGAGCCAACGGCAUCUCGGCCAGGAUGCUGCGCAGCAGGAGUGAACAGUACCAUCUGAAUAACUCAGCUUACGGGCCGUUUGGACAAGGGCUUCCACACCCGCACAGCAACCACAGCACAGUGGGACUCAACAAAUAUACAUCCCUUAAAGCUGUGGCACACAGUGCAUCUCGUAGCUACUACAAGAGCUUCCCGCUAAUGGACUUCGCCCAGUACCAGCCUGUGGCACCUCCAGCCUUCCAGCCAGUGGCCGUACAGCCUAAAGAGAAGUCAUACAUCCACCAGCCUGUGUCGGCACACCACGACCUCCACGGCCCCCUCUCCAUCUCCAUCCCCUCCAGUCACCUGGAGCAAUCGCGCCUCCCCAAGACCACAACACACCCGCAGCUCUCCAGCUCGGCCUUCAAAGCCUGGGAGCCGACCGGCCGCCACAUCCACAGGCAGGCUUCUGCUCCGGGGCACGCCUCCUCCUCCAUGCACAGCUCAAGCCGGAGACAUGGUUACUCGACCCGGAGGCAGCAGAGCAUCGAAAACAUGCCAGAUCUCUUUAGCCAGCCUUAUGGGGGGAUGUAUGGAGGAGCUGGAGCAGGUGCAGGGCAGGGGCAGCAUGUACAGGGGCAGCAUGUACAGGGGCAGCAUGUACAUGGGCAACAUGUACAAGGGCAGCAUCCAUCUCAACCCCCCUACUACCACCACACUAGGCAGAAGAGCUACUCCACCCACAGUACGACUGAGGUGACCGUCUGA